Messenger RNA from Entamoeba dispar SAW760, 639 nucleotides. Its product is annotated as lysozyme, putative. The record is from RefSeq and is a predicted model, not a curated record. NCBI's taxonomy places the organism in Eukaryota, Evosea, Mastigamoebida, Endamoebidae. The coding region runs from base 1 to 639 and encodes 212 amino acids. Gene Ontology annotation, biological process: peptidoglycan catabolic process; signal transduction; cell wall macromolecule catabolic process. The transcript has a single exon. Gene Ontology annotation, molecular function: lysozyme activity.
AUGCAAGUUCUUUUCUUAAGUAUUUUAAUAUUUACUGCUUUUGCUGGAUAUGGGGUUGAUAUCGCAGAGCCUAUUAGCGUUAGCUCAAUCAACUGUCUGAGAAAUAUUGGAUUUAACUCCUUUUUCAUUUUUAGAUGCUGGAGAAGUCUUGGAUCAUGGGAUCCAAAUGCUAAAGGAAUUAAUAACAACGCCCUCUCUGCUGGUUUUGAUGCACACAAUAUUGACGCAUACUUUUAUCCAUGCAUUUCAUGUGGUGAUCCUGCUGGACAAGUAAACUCAUUUUGGAAUCAAGUAGUUGCUAAUGACAUGAAGUUCGAGAGGGUUUGGUUUGAUGUUGAAGGAUAUUGGAAUGAUGAAGAAUCGAACAAACAAUUCUUUGAAACAAUGAUUAACCAACAAAGAGCAAUUGGAUUUAAGGCGGGUAUUUAUACUAAUUAUAAUAAUUGGGAUCAAAUCUUUGGACUUGAUUAUACUUUUGAGUAUGCUGAUGAAUAUCCUCUAUGGUAUGCUCAUUAUGAUAGUUGGGAUAGUUUUGGUGAUUUUACUCCAUUUGGUGGUUGGAGUCGUCCAACAAUGAAACAAUACAAUGGAGAUAUGACUACAUGUUCACAUGACGUUGAUUAUAAUUACAAGCCAUGA